AUGCAGUCACAUUCGCCCUCGCCCUCGCCCUCACUGGCGUUCGCCUCACACUCUCUUGCUCUCCCAGCCAAUCAAUCCGCAAAUCUUGUGACACCUCCUGCAUCUUCUCCAGCAGGGUAAGAACGGAAUUUUUUUUACUAAUCGCUGGGUAGGCCUUUUGUCGGUGUUGGGCAGCCCAUGCCCCACGAGUUUUCCAACAAACUCUGCAGAAUCACGUGCUUGAAAUCCGACAUCUACUUCUCUCUACCUCAACCAAGCCAAGAGGCGUUCCCAAGCUUCGGAGUAUUUCAACAGAUAUCAGCGGAAGAUCGUGUGGCUCAAGUUGAAAGUGUGUUGACGGCGCACCUCAUCGACAAUAACGAUUCGUUUCCGACUGGAGCCCGAGUUGGACUACCAGUAUACGAUAAUUUCGCACCCAGUCCUAAUCACGCUAUUUGGAACCCCUUUCAGCCUACACAUCCAAUCAAUGAUUCGUUCAUUACCGAAUAUGAUAUACAGCCGUCUGUGGACAACAUGAACGCAGUAGCGAUGCCGUUGUAUUCAGCAACACCAGGAACCGACUUUCCAUUCCCUAUCCUCCAAGGACCUGUAACCCCAAAACCACGCACACCUUGCCAGUACUGUAUGGAAACAUUUACUCGAGUCCCUGAUCUUGCUCGCCAUAUUCAAUCGGUCCACAUGGGUAUCAAGCAUCACUGUACCUACCCGGGAUGUCCCAAUAACCGUGGAAAGGGAUACUGCCGUCUUGAGAAGCUUAGAACUCACCAGAAGGAGAAGCAUGGAUUUGCUUUGAUGUAGUUCUCAUUUGGUUCAUCAAAAACUCCAUUUGAAGAUACGAAGGUAUGAGGAGAAUAAGCGAGGUUUCGAAGGAAUAGUCUUGAUCCGUUUCCUUUCGCUUGUUAUUCGAGCCCUGGGAAUGUAAUAUGGAGGAGGAUCUCGAUUUGCUUUUAUUGCGUUUUCAUUCGCUAUUUUCAUUGGGAGGGUUGAUGAAUGGGUGAUGAAGUCUAGCG
Messenger RNA from Hymenoscyphus albidus, 1010 nucleotides. NCBI's taxonomy places the organism in Eukaryota, Fungi, Ascomycota, Leotiomycetes, Helotiales, Helotiaceae. The record is from the annotation of a GenBank genome assembly.